This is a messenger RNA of Quercus robur (English oak), 753 nucleotides long. RefSeq lists its product as uncharacterized. The transcript has a single exon. Bases 1 to 753 code for a protein of 250 amino acids. NCBI's taxonomy places the organism in Eukaryota, Viridiplantae, Streptophyta, Magnoliopsida, Fagales, Fagaceae. The record is from RefSeq and is a predicted model, not a curated record.
AUGGUUGAUCUUUUACAUAUUGAGAUACCAUUUGUGUCUACUUGGAGAGAGGGGAUGAAUUUGUGCAAAGGGUUGACUUUUGCCAAUAAAGUGGGGGUGAAGUGUGUAUUAACGCUUUAUGCCCUCAAGGAAAACAAACAUUUUAUGAUCAGUAGGUCGACGAAGAAAAAACUUUGUGCGAAAUGCGUGGAUGAGUCAUGCAAGUGGUAUGUCUAUGGAGUCAUGAAGCCCAAUUUCCACGGACUAUGGAUGGUCACUGUGUAUGUGGGUCCUCACACGUGUAUACGGAUUGGGGUGCGAAAUGAUGGUAGAAUGAUGAAUUGUAAUUUUAUUGCAUCAAACAUCCUUAAGAAGUUAUGUGAGGAUCACACUACCCCAAGUAAGCAUCUCAGAUCUAUGAUAGAGUUGAAAUAUAAGGGUCAUAAGCCUUCUUACUACAAGGUAUGGGAUGCGAAACAAAAGGCAAUUGGGAAGAUGUUUGGGAAUUGGGAAGAGUCUUACCAAAGGUUGCAAAAGUUGCUAAUACAAUAUAUUGAUCAGGAUCCGACUACCCAAGUGUUUUAUCGUACCACACCCACCGGUGAAGAUGACAUCGUAUUUUUGCAUUAUGUGUUUUGGUCUUUUGGUCCAUGCAUUGAUGGAUUCAAGUAUUGCAAGCCAGUUAUCAGUAUUGAUGAGACCUAUCUGUAUGGUAAAUAUCAAGGAAAGUUGUUGGUCGCAAGGGCAACCGAUGCCAACAACAAGGGGCCCUAA